AUGUGUGGUUGUUGCGCGGAGAAGGGAGUCUGCGAGGAGAGAGAGAGACACAGUAACUAGGCUACACAUCUAACGGGGUAAACCUGGACGAAAGAACAGGAUUUUAUUGCACAUUUUAACGGUAACAAAAUAAAAUUGGAUUGUAAUACGUAAGUCGCUUGAAGAAGGGACAUUUCGGUGGGAGUUUUUCCCCAAAGCAGUGUGCCUUCUCAACCUUCAUACACAGACUUCUUGUAGUUUGGAUAGGCUUGUCCGCCGGGGGAGAGUUUGUUGUGUAGCUCUAGCUGGUUAUUUUGUUGCGCGUUAGGCGCUCCAGUUGUUGUUGAACUAUGGCGCUCAAGGCGAGGGCUUUAUACGACUUCAAUUCCGAAAACCCCGGGGAGAUAUCAGUGAAAGAAAAUGAAAUAGUGACUCUGUACAGCGAACAGGACAUUGAAGGCUGGCUAGAAGGAUCCAACAGCAAAGGCGAGAGAGGUCUCUUCCCCGCGUCCUACGUUGAGAUCCUGAAGAACGACACCGCGUCCACGUUUAACAACAACAGCACAUCUGGAUCCCGAUACGCCAAUAUUCCAACCGGAGGUUUCGGGGAUGCCUCCUCUUAUAACAUCCAGAAUCAUACGGACAACUUGUCCAAAACAUCAGUAACAUCGCCCGGGCUUACAGCGUUGUCACCGCCUGCCCCAGCACAGCAGCAACCCAUUUAUCAAGCCAGCCAGGGCAGCGACGAAGACUGGGAUGAUGACUGGGAUGACAGCUCGACAGUGGCGGAUGAACCCGGGGUUGUUGGGGUUAAUUACCAAAGGGACUUUGAUGGCAAUGGACCGUCUACAUACAGAUUGUCAACAUCAAUGUCUAAAGGUAGCAACGUUCAACAAGCCAAGAGCUCUGCUACGGUCAGUAGAAACCUCAAUAGGUUUUCAACAUUUGUGAAAUCAGGAGGGGAAGCGUUCGUGUUAGGUGAGGCAGCUGGGUUUGUGAAAGAUGGGGAUAAGAUCUGUGUUGUAACGGGACAAUACGGUCCAGAAUGGCAGGAAAACCCAUACCCCUUCGCCUGUACCAUAGACGACCCCACCAAGCAGACCAAGUUCAAAGGGAUGAAGAGUUACAUUGCCUACAAGCUGACGCCCACCCACACACAGACCCAGGUCAACAGGAGAUAUAAACACUUUGACUGGCUCUACGCCAGGCUGGUGGAGAAGUUCCCUGUCAUCUCGGUGCCUCACAUCCCAGAGAAACAGGCCACGGGGCGGUUUGAGGAGGACUUCAUCUCUAAAAGGAGGAAAGGGUUGAUAUGGUGGAUGAGUCACAUGACCAGCCACCCGGUCCUGUCCAAGUGUGAUGUCUUUCAGCACUUCCUCACCUGCAACAGCACAGACGAGAAGUCAUGGAAGCAGGGGAAGAGGAAGGCGGAGAAGGACGAGAUGGUGGGGGCUAACUUCUUCCUCACUAUCUCCACGCCCUCCGGACCCCCCCUGGACCUGGUCGAGGUCGAGUCCAAGAUCGACGGCUUCAAAGCUUUCACCAAGAAAAUGGACGACAGCGUGGUCCAAGUCAACGCCACCACCAACGAGUUUGCCCGGAAACAGAUCACGGGGUUUAAGAAGGAGUACCAGAAAGUGGGCCAGGCGUUUAAAGUCCUGGGACAGGCGUUUGAGCUGGACCAGCAGGCGUAUUCAGUAGGGUUGAACCAGGCCAUAGCGUAUACAGGAGAGGCAUACGAUGCUAUCGGAGACUACUUUGCAGAGCAGCCAAGACAAGAUGUGGAUCCUUUAAUGGAUUUGUUACAGCUGUACCAGGGACAUCUGGCCAACUACCCUGACAUCAUCCACGUACAGAAAGGAGCACUUACCAAGGUGAAGGAGUCCCAGAAGCACGUUGAGGAAGGCAAGAUGGACGCUCCCCAGGCGGACGGCGUCAACGAGCGCUGUAACAUCAUCUCCUUCGCCACGCUGGCAGAGAUCCAGCACUUCCAUCAGGUCCGGGUGAGGGACUUCAAGGCCCAGAUGCAGCAGUAUCUAACCGAGCAGAUUGGCUUCUUCCAGAAGAUCACCGGAAAGCUGGAGGAGGCCCUACAGAAGUAUGACAACGCUUAGAGUAGAGGGGGGAGACUAAGGGACACCCCUGAUUGGUCUAAAUCCUAUUGACCACAUUCUGAUUGGUCGAGAUCUCAUAUCCGACACCCCCCUUCCCCGAUUGGUCCAGAAAUGACCCUUGACCUCCCUCAGUCGGCCAAUCAUUGAAGCCCCAGGUGGACAUUACCUUCAACUGCCAAACAGCAAUACAAUCCACUGUGAGAAGACACAGACAACACUGACCGACCUGGAUAGUCCCCUGAAGGCUGGAUGUUGAUUCCAUGUAUGGUGGCUACUGUUUUGAAGGGGCGUGAGUUGACGUCUGGCUUUGUUUAAAUGGGUUUUAAUGCAGUGUUGUUUUUCCUGGAUCAAAAUGGGGCUUGGGUGGUGGGUGUGGCAGGGACGUGGCCAUGGGCGUGACAAAAUUUUGCCAUGAGAGAACAUUUGCAGUUUUUUAAAGCUUAUAUCCUAUAAUUCUACACAUUUUGCCAUGUGGCUGAGAGAACAUUUGCAAUUUUUUUAAAGCUUCUAUCCUGUAAUUCUACACAUUUUGCCAUGUGGCUGAGAGAACAUUUGCAAUUUUUUUAAAGCUUCUAUCCUGUAAUUCUACACAUGUUGCCAUGUGGUUUAUGCUGUCUGAGUGACUCAAACAUUCUAAUGAAAUUAAUGGGGGCCCCAUGCCAUGACAAAUAUUCCUGAAUGCAUCAUUUUUUUAUUUUAGAUUCUCCCUGACAGUCUGGCUUUUGUUAUGGUGAUUGUUACUUUUUAAAGAGGCUGUUAUUUAAGAAAUAUAUAUA
This is a messenger RNA of Oncorhynchus tshawytscha (Chinook salmon), 2869 nucleotides long. It is a transcript of the gene snx18a, whose product is annotated as sorting nexin 18a. Lineage: Eukaryota; Metazoa; Chordata; Actinopteri; Salmoniformes; Salmonidae. The record is from RefSeq and is a predicted model, not a curated record. Gene Ontology annotation, molecular function: phosphatidylinositol binding; protein binding. Gene Ontology annotation, cellular component: cytoplasmic vesicle; plasma membrane. The transcript is spliced from 3 exons. Gene Ontology annotation, biological process: endocytosis; plasma membrane tubulation; cleavage furrow formation. Bases 330 to 2093 code for a protein of 587 amino acids.